AUGAGCUCUCCUGACCCUGUGCCUAGUUCGCUAGCGCCCCCUCCACCGCCAGCAGCGGAAAAUGCGAAGACGAUUUUCACGGCAAACGAUUGUGUCAAGAGGUUCGAACGCUAUAUCAAGUUUGAGAAACCAAGGCUAGACGUCUUCUACAAACCGGGCGAAGAAAAGUUACAAGAAUGCUCGAGGAAAGCAGAAGUAAUGAUCCAAGAGCUGCUGAAAAUGGAUGGAUGCACGCCAGAGAUAGCAAGGAAUCUAUCAGCUCUUGUGCUUUAUAACGUGGUCAUGUUAUUAGACGAUAGUUCCUCUAUGGAAGAGGAAGAAGCGGGUGAACGUAUCAACACACUCCAAAAAACGAUGGAGGCGAUAACAGAUGUCUAUGACCAUGCCAACAACACUGGUACAGUUUUGGAUAGGAAGAUUAUAAAGAGAUUCGUGUUCAAGAGUCCGAUGGAAAAACCACUCCUGAUCAUGAUAAUCACUGAUGGAGGGAUUGAAGGCGAGAAAGAAGAGCUAUUGAGAACUGUUAUAAAUACUUGCGUUCAGAAAUGCAAGGACGAUCCCACCAGAGGGGAAGAUGCUGUGGCAUUUCAUUUUUCACGUGUAGGGAACGACGAUGGUGCAGAAAAGCUUCUGAGAGAUCUGGAUGUUCGUGGGGGAAAGCAUGUUGAUUGUCUACCAGUGGAAAAAAAGCUCGAGCACAUCGAUGGUGUACAAAAGUGGAUUGUGUUACAUAAACUUCUUCUAGGGGCAUUGAUGGAAGAUGUGAACGAUGACGACAAAGAGCAUGUGGUGGAUGGAAACGUAGGGGAUAUGGCUGCGAAAAGUGAGGACGACGACGAAUACGAAGAUGAUUAUGAGCUCCCGGCUGUAGCAGCAACCUCAUGA
This is a messenger RNA of Morchella sextelata, 885 nucleotides long. RefSeq lists its product as uncharacterized. Lineage: Eukaryota; Fungi; Ascomycota; Pezizomycetes; Pezizales; Morchellaceae. The record is from RefSeq and is a predicted model, not a curated record. The coding region runs from base 1 to 885 and encodes 294 amino acids. The transcript is spliced from 8 exons.